UAACCCCAGGGUCUGGGAGGGUUCGGGUCCAGGUCCAACCCGGGAAAGCCCCAGGGGGUGGUUGCAGCCCGAGUUGAUAUGGAGGGACGCACAGGAAGGUGUGGGAGGAAGGAGGGGGAGAGGAAAGAAGAGAGGGAUCAGAGACUGGGCAUGAUCCCCCUGCUGGGAGCUGCUCGCCUGCAGGGCUCGUAGAAGAAGCUGCUGCUGCCUCCCUUGGGAGCCGGGGCUGAGCCGCUGCUGCUCCCCUCCCAGCUGUGUCUGUGCUGGGGGGAGCCCUGAACUAACCCUCCUCUGUGCCCAGCCCGGGGGGACUUUCUGCAGGGGCUGGAACCAGCCGCGGGCUCUGCCGACACCAGCCUCUGAGCCGGAGCUUGCAGGACCCCCCGCCCCCCAAACACCUCACUAGACCUCAUUUCCCACAUGGACCAAGGGGAAGAGCCCAUUGCCCCAGACCCUCAAGAUUCUUCAGAAAAGGAGACACUGAGCGACUCCCACACAGCACAGGGAAUGACUCACGUUUGGAUUCAGAAGGGAGCUGAUGGGUUCAGAAGGGAGAAUGAAGAUGACAGACCUCAGCAGGAAAGUCCCAAGCAAAUGAAACUGCAUGGGCUGUUAUCAGGAAGCACCAAAGGGGAACUUUCCCAGAAUCGUGAAAAGGAAAAAGCCAGUGAGAGUCAGUCUUAUAAAUGCUCUGACUGUAGGAAAAGCUUCCACUGGAGCUCACGCCUUGCCAUUCAUCGGCGAAUCCACACAGGAGAGAAGCCACAUAAGUGUGCCGACUGUGGGAAAGGCUUCAAUUGGUGGGCACAGCUUGUCACACAUCGGAGAUGCCACACAGGAAAGAAACCCUUAACAUGCAAAGACUGCAGGAAAAGCUUCAUGUGGAGCUCCAUCCUUACUGAACACAAGAGAAUACACACGGGAGAGACACCUUACAAAUAUGACUAUUGAAGGAAAAGGUUUGCCUGGAGCUCAGCCCUUGCUGUACACAGGAGAAUCCAAGUGGAAGGGGAACCCUAUCAAUAUAAAGAUUGUGGGAAAAGCUUCUGCGUG
Molecule: messenger RNA, 1053 nt
Organism: Gopherus evgoodei (Goodes thornscrub tortoise)
Lineage: Eukaryota; Metazoa; Chordata; Testudines; Testudinidae
Product: zinc finger protein 253-like
Exons: 3
Coding region: 421-951 (176 amino acids)
Biological process (GO): regulation of transcription by RNA polymerase II
Molecular function (GO): RNA polymerase II cis-regulatory region sequence-specific DNA binding; DNA-binding transcription factor activity, RNA polymerase II-specific
Source: RefSeq, a predicted model, not a curated record